Molecule: messenger RNA, 549 nt
Organism: Miscanthus lutarioriparius
Lineage: Eukaryota; Viridiplantae; Streptophyta; Magnoliopsida; Poales; Poaceae
Source: the annotation of a GenBank genome assembly
AUGGCCGUGAUGGGGAUCAUCUCCUUCCUGCCUUACUUCAACUGGCUGAAUUCGCAAAAGCUGACUGUUAGUGUUUGCGAUUAUUGGCUAAGUUAUCAAAGCAAUGGUUAUGCUGAAGGUGAACUGUUCUGCAGUGCCUUUCACGGAACUAACUUAUCGCUGUCACCUGAUGAGAGCUGGUUACCUAUUGCUAGCAUCUUUUCUGCAUUUUACAUAUUCAGGUCAGUGGUUGAGCUAGAAGCAGGCAUCAGAAGUGGUGAUAUCGAGAGUUUCAAGUUCAUCGAGAGAGCUUGGAAGCUCAUCUCUCCUAGUGCUGCUAAAGAGAAGGAUGGCCACCUUGGAAACAAGAUAGGCUCAAUCGGAAUGGGCGACAGACAGAAUAGGGGGAUACCAACAGCGCAUGAAUCAAGGGAGAGGCUUCGCAAUUCAGAUAUCUUCAAGAGGAAGCUUGAUGACUCCAACGAUGAGAAGCAAAAGAAGUCAGUUGGAACUGAUGCUCAAAGGCUCCUUUUCUCCUGCAUUUUCCUGAAUCUACGGAAAAUGGUUUAG